Anolis carolinensis (green anole) is the source of this 474-nucleotide messenger RNA. RefSeq names its product ubiquitin-like protein 5. Gene Ontology annotation, biological process: mRNA splicing, via spliceosome; protein modification process. Gene Ontology annotation, cellular component: nucleus; cytoplasm. The transcript is spliced from 2 exons. Gene Ontology annotation, molecular function: protein tag activity. The coding region runs from base 1 to 312 and encodes 103 amino acids. Lineage: Eukaryota; Metazoa; Chordata; Lepidosauria; Squamata; Anolidae. The record is from RefSeq and is a predicted model, not a curated record.
AUGUAUAAGAAACAGAAGGUUGGAGCAAUCAUUAAAGAAAUGUACAGAUUAAUAUUUGUGGUCAAGUAUGUGGACAGACACCAGAUCGGGAUAAUUGAAGUGGUUUGCAAUGAUCAUCUGGGCAAAAAAGUGAGAGUCAAGUGCAACUCUGAUGACACCAUUUGGGACCUGAAAAAGCUCAUAGCUGCUCAGAUUGGAACUUGGUGGGACAAGACUUUGCUAAAGAAAUGGUACACAAUUUUCAAGGACCAUGUGUCACUGGCAGACUAUGAAAUCCAUGAUGGCAUGAAUCUAGAACUAUACUAUCAGUAAUUUGUUUGUGGCAGAUUUCAUGUCUGCCAUGGUCUCUCUCUCUCUCUCUUUUCAUUUCUAAUUUCAUUGAAACUAUCAAUGGCUUGUUUAGUGGCAUGAAUUGUGGCUAGUAAUAUUUUUAUCCCUUAUGGCAAUAAACUAGAAGACAUGUAAAAAAAAAAA